Molecule: messenger RNA, 503 nt
Organism: Heterobasidion irregulare TC 32-1
Lineage: Eukaryota; Fungi; Basidiomycota; Agaricomycetes; Russulales; Bondarzewiaceae
Exons: 4
Coding region: 21-503 (160 amino acids)
Source: RefSeq, a predicted model, not a curated record
UCAACAAAGACGCAGACGACAUGACGAAUACCUACAAUAACGUUGCUCCCUUGACUGCGAUAGAGAGCCCACCAACCUACGAGCAUGCGACUGGCAGCUCUAAUACGGAUGGCGGAGUAGUAUACACCGCCCCAAAGCCUAAUACGCCUCUACCGCAGAGCGCCGUCGAUGUAAAGCUACCUCUUCCUGUGGGACUCCCAGGUCCCCAUCCGCCGAUGGCCUACGAAGCAGUCUUGGGCGCCGGGCCCUCGAUGGGCCCAACUUCGGUCUAUCACUAUAUCCACCCCAUCACCGGCGACCGUGUCAUUUCACUACUUCCGCCCAACGACCCCAAGAUGGUCUGUCUUCAGGAAGGGGUGCAUGUGAGGGAGACACGGUACGGGAUCUUAGGCGUUCUGGCCGCGGUAUUCUGGUUCCCGCUUGGCAUUGGCCUCUGCCUUUUGGACAGAAAGAUCACGUGUAAACGGUGCGGGGCAGUAAUUGAGGACGGUUUGUGCAGCUGA